GUUCGCGAUGCUAGGGGAAUAUUUACUCCACAGUCUGUGGGACACCCGUGCGCGCUCCCGUCCCCUUCUCCAUUAUUACACAUGUGUGUGCGCGCGUCAGCGUGUGACGAGGAGCCGGCUGGCCGCGUGGCGGGCACACACAGUCACCAGGAGGCGAGACUAUUUGGAAUGGCUUUUUACGGGCGCGUCCCGGCAUUUCAGCGAAGUGUGCCGUGUCUGUGUUGGGUUUAGUUACUGCAACUAGCCCGUCACUGUUACAGCGUUACCGUUUUACUUCUCACAUCAACUCCCCGCCCCCACCGUGUUGCACAAGUUAAUAUGGCACGGCUGUCCCCUCCCCCUUUAGUUUGUGCACGUUGUCUUACUCAUUGAAAAGGCGCAUACAUAUGUCUCUGCACUCACUGCCUUCACAUGUCUCUGCACUCACUGCCUUCACAUGUCUCCUUUCCCCUCACUGCCUUCACAUGUCUCUGCACUCACUGCCUUCACAUGUCUCUGCACUCACUGCCUUCACAUGUCUCCUUUCCCCUCACUGCCUUCACAUGUCUCUGCACUCACUGCCUUCACAUGUCUCCUUUCCCCUCACUGCCUUCACAUGUCUCUGCACUCACUGCCUUCACAUGUCUCUGCACUCACUGCCUUCACAUGUCUCCUUUCCCCUCACUGCCUUCACAUGUCUCCUUUCCCCUCACAUGGUGUCCGGCCUUGUCGGCCCCACUCAGAGUCAGACACUGCUCAUGAGGGAACUCUAGACAAUGAGGAAAACACCAAUCCCCAAUCUACGGAAGAGGAAAAAGAAACUGGUCAGGAGAUUGAAAACACCAAUCCCCAAUCUACGGAAGAGGAAAAAGAAACUGGUCAGGAGAUUGUAAGCCCCGAUCAGUACAUUAAGCAUCCACUACAGAACAGAUGGGCCCUUUGGUUCUUCAAAAACGAUAAAAGCAAAACUUGGCAGGCUAAUCUGCGCCUCAUUUCAAAAUUUGAUACAGUUGAAGAUUUUUGGGCGCUUUACAAUCAUAUCCAGUUGUCUAGUAACUUAAUGUCCGGAUGUGACUAUUCACUCUUUAAGGAUGGGAUUGAGCCUAUGUGGGAAGAUGAAAAGAACAAGCGUGGAGGUAGAUGGCUAAUCACACUAAACAAACAGCAGAGAAGAAAUGAUUUAGAUCGUUUUUGGCUAGAGACGCUCAUGUGCCUUAUUGGAGAGUCCUUUGAUGAACAUAGCGACGAUGUAUGUGGUGCAGUUGUAAAUGUUAGAGCAAAAGGGGAUAAAAUAGCAAUCUGGACUACUGAAUUUGAAAACAAGGAUGCUGUUACACAUAUAGGUUCCCAUUUCUCCUCGCGUGGAAGUUCGCAAUAUUAUGGAAAUGACGUCACUGCCUCUGAUGAAGUCCUAAAAUGAUGUAAGAUGAAGGUGGUGACUUCUCCAAGCGCCCCAGGAGUGUUACAGCGGGUUGGAGCCGAAACCACAAUAGCAACUUGCACAGUAACACGACAGAGGGACAGAGGAGAUUUGAUGUGCCUUUUUAAAACGUCUCAAAUCAUGGAGUAAUCACUGAGAACCUGACUAUUCUGAUGAAUGUGAUUUAAAGCUCAAACGCUUGUAAGUACCCAACUUUUAGCAAACACGUGGUGAUUGUAACAAGUAAUCUGACACCCUUUAGUAAGUUUUGGCAAUAUGUGGAACUACAACAACCAACCCACUACACUUAGAUUCCCUUUAUGCUGCAUUCUUGUCUCCCCGAGCUUUUUAGCGCUGACUCAUACAGACUUUAAUAUUUCAAACAGAUUUGUUUUGUAAUCCAUUUAUAAAGGCAGUGUAAACAAUUCAUGUUACAAAAACGCUGUGAUCGCAUCCUUCGCAUCUCCAAAUAAAAAAUGCCCCCCAAAUCCUGUGAACUCUGACAUUGACAUUUGGAGGCCCAUUUGUCGAUGGUCGAAUUUCAAAUUCAUGUGAAAUUUUUUUGAUUUAUUUUUUUACUCUAAUAAAUUCGAAUGUAUUCGAAA
Molecule: messenger RNA, 2004 nt
Organism: Xenopus laevis (African clawed frog)
Lineage: Eukaryota; Metazoa; Chordata; Amphibia; Anura; Pipidae
Gene: eif4e1b.S
Product: eukaryotic translation initiation factor 4E family member 1B S homeolog
Exons: 8
Coding region: 437-1399 (320 amino acids)
Biological process (GO): translational initiation
Cellular component (GO): nucleus; cytoplasm; eukaryotic translation initiation factor 4F complex
Molecular function (GO): RNA 7-methylguanosine cap binding; translation initiation factor activity; RNA binding
Source: RefSeq, a predicted model, not a curated record